CAUGCGCCGCACGCUCUGACGUGUCUGGACAAACAUGGCGACCUCCUCCGGCGAGUUAUCAGCGAUGGACGGAGGAGAAAUUAUGCGCUACGCGGAGUACAGCUCGAAAGCGAACUCCAGGAGUGACGCGGAGAUCGACAGGCGGUUGGGCAGCACGCUGAUUGCAGUUGGCCUUGGAGUGGCUGCUGCUGGUUUUGCAGGUCGCUAUGCCUUCCAACUGUGGAAGCCACUAGGCCAGAUGUUCUCGGAAACGGUCCGAAAGAUGCCGAUAUCUUCUUUGUCGUCAUACUACAAAGGAGGCUUUGAGCAGAAGAUGUCUAAACGAGAGGCCACCCUCGUUCUUGGCAUCAGUCCUGUCAGUACAAAGGCCAAAGUACGUGAAGCCCACAGGAGAAUCAUGGUCCUCAAUCAUCCUGAUAAAGGCGGUUCGCCGUAUCUCGCUGCUAAAAUCAACGAGGCCAAAGACCUUCUGGACAAGGACAUGCGGCGGUGACCAUGGUUGUUUCCUUUAAUCUCUUGGACAGUCCAGAUUUCCUUCUGGUGACUUUCUUCUUUCCAUGCUUCGCUCAUAUGUACAAAUAUUUAAUAACUACCUGUCCUAUUAUUUUUUGUGUCAAAUUGACCCAUGAUAAAAAUGGUAAAGUAUGAAAAUUA
Syngnathus acus (greater pipefish) is the source of this 654-nucleotide messenger RNA. RefSeq names its product DnaJ (Hsp40) homolog, subfamily C, member 15 (gene dnajc15). Bases 35 to 493 code for a protein of 152 amino acids. Gene Ontology annotation, cellular component: PAM complex, Tim23 associated import motor. Gene Ontology annotation, molecular function: ATPase activator activity. Lineage: Eukaryota; Metazoa; Chordata; Actinopteri; Syngnathiformes; Syngnathidae. The record is from RefSeq and is a predicted model, not a curated record. Gene Ontology annotation, biological process: protein import into mitochondrial matrix. The transcript is spliced from 6 exons.